Molecule: messenger RNA, 1935 nt
Organism: Mesorhabditis spiculigera
Lineage: Eukaryota; Metazoa; Nematoda; Chromadorea; Rhabditida; Rhabditidae
Source: the annotation of a GenBank genome assembly
AUGCAGGUUCGCAAGGCUGCACUCGCCAUUCCGGUGAUCAUCCAUUCGGCUCAGGAAGAUCGACCCGUGGACGAAAAAGAGGCCAAGGACAUCAUCCGUUUGCGCGAGUCGUCGUGCCGAGUUCCGUACAACGACGGGCUUUGGGCGACACUGGAGACGUUCUGUGUGGAGCGAUUCCUUGACAUGGACUACGAGGAGUUCGCCACGGUGUUACGCGACACCUUCACCUGUCAGUUCAACGUGUGCGCGCAGCCGGGCCGCGCCUGCUCGCAGCUGAUCGGAACGAUGAUCUGGUACUGCCAGCGUGCCAGCAAAGUGCUCACCUUCUACGAGGCCGAGCACUCGAAGAUGUCCAAGAAGAACGACACUAGUUCCGCGAAGGCCAAGCUCGUCUGGGCCAAAUUGGAUCACUUCCGGCUGCUGCAGGACAAGCUGCUCGAGCGCACGAUGUAUGCCUCCGGCGAGCUGGCCCAGCACAUCCACAUCUACGUUGAUCAGACGUUCACGCGCGAGCUGAAGCGGAUGCAAAAAAUUAUCGACUCGGACGGCCGUACGACGCAGAGCCUAUCACUAGAAGAGUACGUCGACAUGCAGAAGAAGGUGCGGAUCAAGGGUGGCAAGCGCCCAACGGAUGAUCAAUUGGCCAGAGAAUACGAGGAGCCGGAAACGGGAAUCCCUCAAAUGCCCGUGCGCGUCCUCCUUCCCUGGGAAGCCGACUCGGCCCGACGCCAGGGCAUCUUCGAGAUCUUCCACGACAAGGUGCUGAAGGCCAACGACGCCAACGACCAGGAAUUCUCCAUCGCCAUCGACGUCGCCAACGCGCAAUUGAUGCAACAGCUCCACCCGUCGUUCAUCUUGGCCCGCGUCGUCCCGCUCGUCACGUACUGCAUCCGCGCCAAGGGCACCAGCGACAAGACGCGAUGCCAGGCGUCCACCGCAUUGGCGAAGAUGGUGCCGCUGUGUCGGCACUUUGCGAAGAAGUCGUCGUUCCUGAUCACGCUGCUGAUGACGGCCGCCUCAGACCCGACAAUUCGAGAGAAUCUCCUGGUUGCGAUGGCUGACAUCUACGAGUUCGUCCCGAUUCCGUUCGACAACUACCAGUCGGAGCUUUUCAAUAUGUGUCGCGAUGUUGAUCCACUCGUUCGAGAGACGGCGCUGCUCGUCCUCCUCCACGUAACGACGGAUGGCCUUGUACAAAACCGCAGCGGUGUGGCCGAUGUGGCGAGAUGCUUUGUCGACACGUCCCAAGAUGUCCAAGCGAUGGCCCGCGUCUUCUUCCAGGAAUUUGCUACCAAGAAAAACAUGGUCUUCAACGCGAUGCCCGAUUUCCUGUCCCGGCUGACACGCAAUCCGAAGCAGAUCCCCUUCCCGGCGUUCCAGCUUAUCAUGACGCCCCUUCUCGAAUACCUGGAACCCGCUGAAAACGACGAUAUGGUCGUCAGGGUCGUUCAGCGCCUUGAGGCCCUUGAUGAGGAGUCGCUGGAGCGCAACGAGCUGAUGCCGCUCUACUUCGUCUGGGUGCUGAACAUGGUAUCGAAGAGCGAGAAGAGCUUCAGCAAGAUUCGCGAGCACCGAAAGGCCGUCGAGCGCUUCCUGCACAUCCCGGGCUUCUACGACCACCUCCACACAACACUCGAGCAGCUAAAGAAGGUCGCCUCUCCGAAUGCCCACUAUAAGACCGACGUCGAGCAAUUCAUCGAGGAGACCAAGCAGCUCUACGAGAAGGCGGUGGACCACGAGAUUACGAUGAAGAAGGCGUCGGCAUUCCAGAAGCGUGCUCGCGGACAGAGCGGCCCGAAGACGACCGGCAGCGCGAAGAAAGAAACUGCUAGCAACGCGCGCGCCGCUGGCCGCCGACGUGUCUACCUCGACGAGAUCGAGGAGGACGACGAAGACGCUCAGCCGAAGACGAUCGAUUCCGACGAUUCUGAUGAU